AUGGCCUCGUCACUAUCCCAUCACGCUCGGGUGCUCUUACCCGACAUUAUCGAAGACCGUAGCAGGUCGGAUCCUAACAGAGUGUGGGCCAUAUGUCCCGUGGCCGAAAAAGAGAACCCUGGCGGUCUCCCCAGCCAACGCCAGUUUGAAUACCGGACAGUGACUUAUGGCGAGUUUUCCAAUGCCAUAAACCACGUAGCGUGCAUUAUGAAGGAGUUCCUGGGAGAAGGCUCGUGCUUCGAGACACCGGCAUACAUUGGCCCUACCAACCUACGCUAUUCCAUAGUUACCGUCGCUGCUAUCAAGGCAGGGUACAAGAUAUUCUUGCCAUCGCCACGCAAUAGCGCCUCGACGUGCUGCUCCCUUCUAACCCAGAUUAACUGCAGGGUUCUCAUCACGACAGAUCCGGAACCGCCGUCGAUCUCGAGCAUCACUAAGAACUAUGUCAUGAUCAAGCUCAAUAUCCCAAGUCUUCGGGAUCCCCUAGAUGAUCAGAGCCCCAGGGCCUACAAGUGCAUUGAUCAGUCGCCAUAUGACCCUAUAUUUGUCCUCCACACUUUGGGUUCUACAGGCGAUCCCAAACCCGUUGUUUAUACACAUGAGUUUGUUAGCCGCCUUGUGCUGGGCGCUUCACUCGGUGUAGACGCAGGGGAAGACUCGACUGCCUUAUGCCGUCUCUACAACACUGGACAGUUUUACUGCAUGCUACCCCCUUUUCACGCCUUAUUAACACCCAAUGUUAUCGCGGAUCUCGCCCAGCGGCCUGCGUCGCUAAAGACCGUCUCCACGAAAGUCAAGUAUCUCAUGUAUACUGGAGGAAGUGUUCCGCAGUGGGCUGUACACCCAUGCUUUGGUGCCGAACCUUUCCCUCACGACAAUAAGGUAUGCGAAUUGGGCAUUGUCAGACAGUCAGAGGGAGAAUGCUACCAGCCUGUCUUGCUGUUUGAAGGCUAUUGGGUUUGUCUUUUCACCAUUGAGGAAGACAAUGAUAUCAUCCGCACGGCCACAAGUGAAAUCAACGCCCACCCCGAAGUUCGUCACGCAUUGCUAGCUGGCUAUCAGCAAGAGCAGACUAUCCUCUUGAUCGAGCCGGAAAGUCAAGGCACCUUUACGUCGGAACAGAAGCCCAUGCCAGAGUCUCUAAGAAAUCGAAUCUUACUCGCUGACCCGCCCAAACAAUUCGUCCGCACUGGGAAAGGAACGGUUCAAAGACAAGCAACCUGGAAAUUAUUCGCCGCAGACAUAGCGUCUAUGGCCCUUGCCAAGAAAGAAACAGUUCAGGGGCCAGCAAGACAAGGCACCGACCACCUGGAUCUAGAAGUCGUGAAGUGGACAAUCAGCGACGCUCUGACGGAUACCGUGAAGCGGGAGACGAUAGCAGAUGAUGUCGACUACUUUUCCCGGGGGUUGGAUUCCCUACACAUUACCCAAUUGUGCAGGAAGCUCCAGUCUACGAUAUCGCUGCCCUAUCUAAAAGUGGACGACAUAUACUCCAAUCCCACAACAACCCUUCUGGCGGAGAGGAUAGUCAGCACUGCACCAACUGAAAGACCCCCAAACAACCCAGACAGAGAACGUCUCAGAGCCAUACAGGCCUACUUAGAUCAGUACAGCACCAAGGUCGACCAGAUUGCUCUGGAUGCCUCUAUUACCAACACCAAGGAAUCCCUAGCGCUCUCCUCGAGAAGCGUUAUUGUCCUCACAGGGUCAAGCGGCUCGAUUAGAUCUCAUUUAUUAGAUCUACUAUUACAGGAUCCACUCGUCACCCACGUCUACUACUUAAACCACAGAAUCCAGUCUGAACCAACCAACGGGACGCAAAGUACGGAGCCGUCUCUGUUUGAUAAAUCAAAAAUUACAUUCCUCCAUGCGGAUCUUUCCCGCUACAAACUGGGUCUCAGUGAUGCCAUAUAUGAUAAACUACGGAAUAGCGCUACCCUCAUCCUCCAUACUACUUGGCCAGUUAACUUCAAUCUCUCGCUGAAGGCGUUCGAGUCAAGCUUGGAUAGUAUACUGAAUCUUAUCCGCCUGGUCGUAGGCUCUGCCCGCCGUCCCUCCUUCUUUUUCUUGUCCUCUGUCGCAGCUAUUCUCAACUACCCGCGAAUGAAGAACACUGCAGAGCAAGUUCCUGAAACAGUGAUACCCCAGCCACUGAGUGCAGCCGCCAGUGGGUACAGCGAAAGCAAGUAUGUGGCCGAACGGAUCCUCCAUUACACAUCAGAAAGGUUGCACAUAUCAGUUGGAAUAGAGAGAAUCGGCCAGGUCACUGGACAAGCGCAAGAUGGGCGCGGAUAAAAGAAGAAAGAAU
Aspergillus ibericus CBS 121593 is the source of this 2308-nucleotide messenger RNA. RefSeq lists its product as uncharacterized. The coding region runs from base 1 to 2295 and encodes 764 amino acids. The record is from RefSeq and is a predicted model, not a curated record. Lineage: Eukaryota; Fungi; Ascomycota; Eurotiomycetes; Eurotiales; Aspergillaceae. The transcript has 7 exons.